Molecule: messenger RNA, 1395 nt
Organism: Physeter macrocephalus (sperm whale)
Lineage: Eukaryota; Metazoa; Chordata; Mammalia; Artiodactyla; Physeteridae
Product: taste receptor cell protein 1-like
Exons: 7
Coding region: 1-675 (224 amino acids)
Source: RefSeq, a predicted model, not a curated record
AUGGCUGCUCUUCAGUGGACAGUCCAGCCUGGGCCGGUGGUCCCUGCCCACCCAGCCCCCUUGACCACCCUCUCCCUCGGAUGUGCCUCUGGCCUUCCCGCCGGCUGCCCGAGCGUCCCUGGAGGUGCUGCCUCCUCCCAGUCGUCUUUCCUGCCUCACCCCGGCCAGGCUGUCUCAUUGCGGGACUCAGGCUCCCGCUCCCCAGGACCCAGUCGCGUGACUCACUCUGUGACCUUCAGGAUCACCAAUGAAGCCUCAGCGGCGCUCAGGAACCCUGCCUCCCUGGAGUACCAGUUGCUGAGUGAAAACAUCCGACAUCAGCUCCAGUCCAUCUAUCACGAGGCCUUCUCCAGCUUUGAGGGUGUCGGUGUCCUGCUCUUUAGGCCUGACUCUGCAGCUGUGAAUGCCUCCCUUGUGUUUGGGGGCCUCGCCCCGGGCCCCUCUGCCCGUGAAGUCCUCUGGACUCUGUACCGCAAAGUGAAGGCGGCAGGGAAGAUGCUGGGGAACCUGUCCCUGGAUGAGAGCAGCCUCGCCUCUGAUGGAUCCAACCUGACCGACCUGGCCCUGGAGACCAUCAGCAUCCAUCUCAUGCUCAUGAGGCUCUUCCAGCCCCCUCUCGUCCUGCCUGGCUCUGCCCCCUUUGUCCUGCUGGAAAAGACGAUCCUCCGACAGUAAUGCGGACCAGUGGGUGGGCGUUUACAUCGAAUACAAGUUCCAGACCCCCAUCGGUACCCACCUCCCAGGCUUGGCCAAUCACCUGGCCCAGACCAUAACGGAUCCUGCUGUCCAGAAAUCCAGCAUCAUGGCCAAUGGUGCUGACGCAGAAGACCUACUUCGGAGUGUCCAGGUACGGAGACGCCCCUUCCCGCACUCCAAACCCCUCCUCCCGCCGCCCCCAGCCUUCCACAGUCAGCGCCUCAACCCUGACAACGGGAGCCAGAGCAGCAAGGCACCACCUGAGGUCACACAGCAAGGGGGGCUUCUUCCCUCCUAGCUCAUCCAAGGACUAGACGACUCCCAGGGCCGCGACAGAGGCAGGGUGGGGGGACAGUGCCUCACCACCCACACCAGGGACACCAGGCGUGCUCUAACCACGGCGGCACCCACCUCCCCCCGGAAGGUCUGGGAAACUACUCGAUACCAUCGUCACACUCAGGUCAGGCCCUGGGGAGCGGAACAGGGCAAGAUGAAGGCCUGCAGAAGAUGCGGGCAGGGGAACAGAGCUGGCGCCCUCACACCUGGCCUGACACGGUGGUGGGGCUGGAGGUAUCACUGGUCUCGAGCCAAACUCCGGUCCUUUGGGGGUAUGGAAAAUUAAAUGACACGGCGCAAUCAGAAGCUAGUACAAAAGACUGCUUUUGUUUCUAGGCAGUCAUCCAACAUGAGGACACAGGA